GGAGGAGAGUGACUUUAGAGCACUGUUCCGAGGGAGAGUUUUGCAUUAGGCCUCGGAGGCUGUGAGGUGGCGCUGAGUUUGUCUCCAGGCUACGCAAGGUGGAUGACCAGAGCUCGGAGUCAGUGGGCUAGCCGACCCGGCUUGGUUUGUCGGAACUGGAAUGCCGCGAUGGGUUGGCUGAUUAAGCCGCGAACGGAAUUAUUUCAUGUAAUUAUUGUAAGAAAACUUCAGUUUGAUCGCGAUGGCAAAGGAGGCCGCUUGCCGCGCGUCGAUGUGCAAUAAAGAGGCUGUGUUCUUGUGGUGCGGGAAAGACUGCACGAGGUGGGAUGAAUUUCAAU
Lasiosphaeria miniovina is the source of this 338-nucleotide messenger RNA. RefSeq lists its product as uncharacterized. The coding region runs from base 103 to 282 and encodes 59 amino acids. The record is from RefSeq and is a predicted model, not a curated record. Lineage: Eukaryota; Fungi; Ascomycota; Sordariomycetes; Sordariales; Lasiosphaeriaceae. The transcript has a single exon.